AUGACAUCCAGUACUCCAAUUCAAGAAAAUAGUAAAGCUAAAUGUAGUAAUCAACUGAAUCUAAAACAUCUUAAUCAUUUGGAUGGAUGGAUGCGGAAAGUCAUGGAGUUCCUAUAUCAUCCAAUUGAUCCUUCGUCUCUCGGUAUAACGCGUAUUCUCUAUGGAUUUUUAAUGAUUGUUGAUACAACUCAAGAACGAGGAAUGGAAAAGAUUCCUUACAAAUACAAAGACCCAGAAGCUUGUUUUUUCCCACUAUUUAAUAUACUAACACCGUUAUCUGCCGAUUGGAUGCAUGUAGUCUACUUAUCGAUGAUUAUUGCAGCAUUCUGUAUUUGCAUUGGUUUUUGUUAUCGUUUCGUUACCAUUUGGCUAGCAGUUUGCUAUUGGUAUGUUUUCCUCUUAGACAAGACAACAUGGAAUAAUCAUUCUUACUUGUUUGGUCUGUUUGCGUUAUUCUUUUCUUUUACCAAAGCAAAUCGAUGGUGCUCUGUGGAUGGAAAAUUAGACCAGUCAAUUCGAAAUACCCACAUUCCUCGAUGGCAUCUAGCUUUAUUUCAAUUUCAGAUCUUUCUAGUCUACUUUUAUGCUGGAAUAAAAAAAUUAGAUCCAGACUGGAUAACUGGUAAUUCAAUGGUAUCCUUAGAAGCACAUUGGGUAUUUUCCUUAUUUCACUAUGUUCUAACUCCGGAGCAAGUUAACUUGUAUAUUGUUCAUUAUGGGGGAUUUGCUUUCGACUUAAUGGAAGGAUUCCUAUUAUUUUUUGACAUCACACGGCCAAUUGGGCUACUGUUGGGAUUUUAUUUUCACUUUUCCAAUGCUUGUAUGUUUACUAUUGGUAUCUUUCCAUAUGCUAUGUUAGCAACAUUACCGAUAUUCUGUAGACCGGACUGGCCUAAAAGAUUACUUGUAAAAACCCCACAACGUUGGCAACGCCAUUUCAUUAUUGAUGCACCUAAAAAUUAUUCCUCAUCAGAUUGCAUUGCAGUAAACUCUGCAAAAUUAGGAAUUCGGCGCUUUACAAAGAAAAAUAAAUUUACGUUAUUUGCUUUGAGCUGUUAUAUCGCUAUUCAGCUCUUUUUGCCAUUCUCACAUAACGUUACCAAGGGAUAUACUGGCUGGGACGAUCAUGGUCUAUAUGGAUACUCUUGGGACAUGAUGGUUCAUACUUGGGCAACACAGCAUGUUAAAAUAACAGUCGUCGAUCUUUCAAAUGGCCGGCAAUUUCAUCUCAAGCCUUCUGUAUGUUAUAAAUAUGCCGAUCGUUGGAAUUCUCAUCCUGACAUGAUUAAGCAAUAUGCUACUUGCAUCGGCCGCCGUGUGAAGAAGUUAGGUGUUAAACAACCCGCAGUUUAUUUCGAUAUUUGGAAAUCGAUGAACCGUCGAUUUAAACAACGAACAGUUGAUCCAUCUGUUGAUGUGCUUGCAGCUCCAUGGUCACCGUUUACCAAGACGCCAUGGAUGAUGCCAUUACUCAAAGACUUUACGUGGUGGAGAUCGAAAAUGGUUGAACUGGAUGAGAAAUUAUUGAAUGAUAGUAUUACCUUGUCAACGAAUUAUGUAGCUGAUUUUCCGGGCUUUACACUGGAAAAUUUUGUACCGGAAGUUUAUCGAGUGAAUUUAACAGUAUUACAAGGUACAGUACGCAUUAGUGUUGGACAGAAAGGCCACAACAUCGACGCUAAUCAAACAGCAAUUUUGCCAAAUAAUAGAACUCACGAAGUUCGCGUAGUAUCCAAAGAACCGGCCAGCUAUUACUAUCUUUUCAGUAAUAUUACAAUGGAAAAGAUGAUUGAUCAAGAAUUAAAUAAGAUUAACAGUACUGAAGAAACUGCCAAGAAUGGUACUACUACAUACUUAAAAUCUAUAAAAAAGAAAUUAACUCCAAUUUAUCGCUUCAUCUAUCUCAAAGGACUUCUCUACUACCAUAUUGGCAACAAUACAAUCAACGCUUUAAGCAACAUACUAAGAAAUUGCAAUUGCGAUCAGAAUUUGUUACCGACUAAUAAACCUUAG
Molecule: messenger RNA, 2013 nt
Organism: Trichoplax adhaerens
Lineage: Eukaryota; Metazoa; Placozoa; Uniplacotomia; Trichoplacea; Trichoplacidae
Exons: 7
Coding region: 1-2013 (670 amino acids)
Biological process (GO): peptidyl-glutamic acid carboxylation
Molecular function (GO): vitamin binding; gamma-glutamyl carboxylase activity
Source: RefSeq, a predicted model, not a curated record